Molecule: messenger RNA, 597 nt
Organism: Wyeomyia smithii (pitcher-plant mosquito)
Lineage: Eukaryota; Metazoa; Arthropoda; Insecta; Diptera; Culicidae
Exons: 1
Coding region: 1-597 (198 amino acids)
Source: RefSeq, a predicted model, not a curated record
AUGUAUCGGCAAAUACUAGUGCAUGACGACGACACAUGGAUGCAAUGCAUUCGGUAUCGAUUUAACAAAGGGGAAAAGAUAAAAACAUAUCGACUGAAGACUGUUACAUAUGGUGAAGGUGCCUCUUCUUUCCUAGCAUGCCGAGCACUGUUCCAAGUAGGAGAAGAGCAAAAGGAAACAAACGCAGAAAUAUACAACAUCAUUCAAAAAUCAUUCUAUGUGGAUAAUCUGCAGAUGGGAGCAGAAACCACAGAAAAACUCGUGGAUAUCAGAAGUAAGACUAAAGCCGCCUUAUUGCAGAGAGGAUUCCCUCUGAGAAAAUGGGCGUCCAACAGCAAAGACGUACUAUCCGGAAUUCCGAAGGAAUACUUGGAAUCCACAGUGCGCAUAGGCGAACGGGAAAUGGUGAAAACUUUGGGAUUGAAUUGGGCACCAGAGAAUGACACCUUCAUAUUUGAAGUGGUAGAGACACAUGACGCGAGAGCCGUCUCAAUGACUAAGAGGCGUUUGGCAUCAGAAGUCCUACGCCUUUACGAUCCUCUAGGAUUAAUGCAGCCUGUAAUUGUGGCAGCAAAAAUACGACUUCAACAAUUGUGA